AAUAAGACUUUAAUAUGGCCAAAUAAUAGAAAUAUGGUUAAAAAAAAAUCUGAAAUUUACUAUACACUUGUUGUCAAAGCUGUAGCGAUAAAUGAUGUCCAUUUAUAUUGAAAAUCCGCGAAACAGUUACGAAUUAUUGUGCAAGAGGCUUUUCCUUUGAUAGUUAUGUCAGAUGACACAAUGGAGAUUGGAAAGCAAACUCGUCUGUCACGUCCACACAGAUUAAGUGAAUCUUCAAAGGUGUAUCGAUGGGCAGACCAAGCUAACAACCUCCUGCAAGGCUUAAAUGAGCAACGACAGCAUGGUCAAAUGUGUGAUGUGGUACUGGUAGCUGAUGACCAGCGGAUUCCUGCACAUCGGGCUCUACUCGCUGUAUCCAGUCCUUACUUCCAGGCCAUGUUCACCCUGGGCAUGCGGGAGGAACACGAGUCUGAAAUAGAGCUAGUAGGAGCCUCCUAUGUUGGCGUUAAAGCCGUAAUAGACUUCCUAUACAGCGGCAAUUUACCUCUCGACGGAGGAAACAUCGAUUACGUCCUGGAAACAGCUCACCUUCUGCAAGUGUGGCAAGCUGUGGAUUUCUGUUGUCAGUAUUUAGAAAAAGAGGUACGUGAAGACAACUACCUGUACCUUCAAGAACUCGCCUUGCUAUACAGUCUAGAUCGGCUGGAUGCCUUCAUAGACAGAUUUAUUUUGAAACAUUUCAGCACACUUUCCAUCACUUCCGAGUUCCUCCAGGAUGUGCGGAUGUUCAAGCUUUGUGCUUACCUUUCCAGCGAACAAGUGCAAUGCCUAAACGAGGAAACUCUUUUUGAGGUUGCCUUUAAGUGGUUGAAACAAAAACCUGAACGUCUUGAAUUCGCCCUUCAGCUCCUUUCCAACAUUCGUUUCGCUCUCAUCCCGUUUUAUUUACUAAAAUAUUAUGUUUUGCCUAACGUACAUUCCCUGCUGCCUCUGGACACAAGCUGCAAGGUGUUAGUUGAGGAAGCAAUAGACUACCACAGGAAGCUCAGCGCUCAGCCUGUAAUGCAGACACAGCGAACAGGCCUUCGUGGAGGUGUGGAGUGUCUGCUGCUGCUGGGAGGAGAAGUGUCCGAGCGUGGAGAAGGUUUGAGUGCUGAGGUUUGCUGGCUGGAUGAAGAAGCAGGGAAGUGGGUUGAGGAGACUAAGAUGCCAGCGCCAAGGAGUCAGCAUUGUGUGGCGGUUUUGGGUGGAUUCAUUUUCACAGCCGGUGGGAGCUGCUCACCGGACAACGGGGGAGAUUCUGCAAGUGACAUGCUGUAUCGGUACGAUCCCCGGAGAUGCCAUUGGAUCAAGGGUGCUCCUAUGAACCAACGGCGUGUGGAUUUCUAUCUAGGAACCAUGGGAGAGUGUCUUAUUGCUGUCGGGGGACGCAAUGAUAGCGGACCUUUGUCUUCUGUCGAAGUGUAUCAUCCUGCUGAUGACCACUGGACCUACGUUGCAGAAUUACCCAAAUUCACAUAUGGUCAUGCAGGCACCAUCCACAAGGGCAUCGUCUACAUUUCAGGGGGUCAUGAUUACCAGAUCGGUCCAUACAGACAUGACAUGCUAAGUUAUGACCCUAAAACUGCAGAUGCAUGGAAUGAGUGCCAGGCCAUGAUCUUGGCACGAGGCUGGCACUCAAUGGCAUCUCUAGAGGACAGAAUUUAUGCCAUUGGGGGUAGUGAUGACCAUGAGGACAGCAUGGAGCGUUUUGAUGUGUUAGAGGUGGAAGCGUUUGACCCGCAGACCAAUCAGUGGACUAUGAUUGCUCCUCUCAGGUAUGCUAGCAGUGAGGCUGGUUUAGCAGUGCUGAAUAGAAAGAUCUAUGUUUUGGGAGGUUAUAGCUGGGAGGCCAUGGACUUUUCACAGGGCACUCAAGUGUUUGAUCCAGACAAGGAACAGUGGACUUUGGGUCCAAAUCUGCCAAAGCAUAUUGCUGGACCUUCGUGUGUGUGUCUUAUAAAACCUGAGCUAAUCGAUAGUAUAGACACUGAGUGAGACAAACAUAGCUCCAAUCAGGAGCAACAUAAGUGAUUGACUGGGUGUCUUCUUCUAAAGAACUAAACUAUUAAAACUUGGGUUGUCAAGACAAAA
This is a messenger RNA of Danio rerio (zebrafish), 2094 nucleotides long. It is a transcript of the gene klhl36, whose product is annotated as kelch-like family member 36. Gene Ontology annotation, biological process: protein ubiquitination. NCBI's taxonomy places the organism in Eukaryota, Metazoa, Chordata, Actinopteri, Cypriniformes, Danionidae. The record is from RefSeq and is marked validated.